Molecule: messenger RNA, 453 nt
Organism: Knipowitschia caucasica
Lineage: Eukaryota; Metazoa; Chordata; Actinopteri; Gobiiformes; Gobiidae
Source: the annotation of a GenBank genome assembly
AUGUUGACGCAGCAGAGACAGAGCAUGAGAAGGAGCUCCAGGAGGACACAGGACUACCCCACACUGGAGUGUCCACACAGGACCCUACAGCACCAGGGCUGGCUCUCGCCCCAAGCAGAGUGCCCCUGCCACCCAGUGUGCAGCAGGAGGAGAGAGAGGGGCCGGCUCAGUUUAAAGCAACCUGCCUCGGAAAUACUCCCCAGAGAUGCUGGUGAUGCUGAGCAGUGCUUGGGGAGAGGGCACUCUUCCAUAUCUGUGAGCCAGAGUGAGCAGAGUCUGGAAUUUGAGCCCCAUUGCAGUUCUGUAGAGCAACCUGCCUCGGAAAUACUCCCCAGAGAUGCUGGUGAUGCUGAGCAGUGCUUGGAGAGUGGGCACUCUUCCAUAUCUGUGAGCCAGAGUGAGCAGAGUCUGGAAUUUGAGCCCCAUUGCAGUUCUGUAGAGGUGAGUUUGUAG